This is a messenger RNA of Colletotrichum acutatum, 1473 nucleotides long. RefSeq names its product SGNH hydrolase-type esterase domain-containing protein. The transcript has 3 exons. The coding region runs from base 178 to 1107 and encodes 309 amino acids. NCBI's taxonomy places the organism in Eukaryota, Fungi, Ascomycota, Sordariomycetes, Glomerellales, Glomerellaceae. The record is from RefSeq and is a predicted model, not a curated record.
GACUCUCAGUUCGUACUGUCAUGUGGGGUCGGCACGACUACCCUCAUUUGCCUCUGCAGGUCACAAAUUGAUAUAAGAAGCUCGUAUCUCCGUGCCGAUGAUGUCGGUAGGUUUCUUGUUAGAUUGUCUUCACCGAGCGCCUUUGUUAGGCGAGUGGCUGCUGAUAACACCGUAAUAAUGAUGAUACGCUCACUCUCAACAGCACUGGCUUGUGUCUCUGCUGUCACCGCAACCAUCCUGGAGAAUGGCCGCCCAAGAGUAACGAGCUUCACCGAUGUGAAGGUGGAUCUUGCUCUUGGCGACUUCAAGACGUACGAUGCCGAUGCCGACGAGAUAUCGUACAAAGGUCGAUGGGACUCCAAGCACAUAUCUUGGUGGGCAGCACCGGGCAUCAAAUUCGGCUUUACCGGUCACGCAGUCGCGGUUACGUUUGGUAAUCAGACUAUCAACAGUACUCUUGUCGCCUACAGGAUCGCCGGUCUAGACUGGAUGCACACCAACGUCACGGCGGGCGGUACUCACCAGUUCGUGAGCCCAGAAACUCCAGGCAUCGAGCUAGCUGGUCCUGUUAGCCCAGUUACGUUUGAGAUGAGGGUGACAAACUGGGCUUAUGGAGUCCAAAUUGACAAGGUUCAUGUGGCUUCUGGAGAACAGCUCGUCAAGAUUCCCGACUAUCCUCGUCGGGUCGAAUUUAUUGGUGAUAGUCUGUCAGCAGGCAUGUAUAAUACGUACGAGGCGCUCGCGGGAUUUGCCUACGGUGUCGGCGCGGGUCUAGGAGACACGGAGUAUUCCAUUACGGCCUACCCGGGCAUAUGCGUCGCCGACCAAGACUGUUGGGGCAACCCUCGAGGGCAAUCUCACCAAUGGUUCUACACAUCGGAUACGGGCGGUCGGGCGGCCGAGGUAUGGGGAGAUGAGUCGCAACCUUGGGACUUCUCCAAAAACCCUUCUGCUGACUUAGCUGUCAUCAACCUCGGCACAAACGAUGCGAAUGCUGCAAACAACGUCACCAAAGCCACCUACGUUGAGCAUUACAAGAGACUCAUUCAGGGUAUUCACGGAAAGUGGCCCGAAGCUCAGGUCAUAGUCAUGGUACGUCCAACUUGACAGUCAAUAUCUAGUGCCCACUAAAUGCAGCAAUAGCAAAUGUGGCAAGGCUUUUUCCAAGAUGGCAAUACGUACGGUCAAAAUACCGAUCUUCGGGACGAAGUAUACAGCGUUUACGAGUACUUCAACUCGGAAGAGUAUCUAAGCAACCCUACGACUUGGGAUGCUGUCACAAACACCACCGAGCAGACGGGGAAACCGGCGACACCGUUCGUGCAUUUCUUCAACACCACGGGCAUCCUCCAGCACAAUGAUAUCGCGCCACAGUGGCAUCCGACGGAUGUCGGUCAGAUCAAGGUCGCGAGCCACCUGAUACAGUACAUCACGUUGAAGCUCGGCUGGCCCCUGUAUGCUACCGGACCCGAG